This is a messenger RNA of Scomber japonicus (chub mackerel), 669 nucleotides long. RefSeq names its product ras-related protein Rab-19-like. Gene Ontology annotation, cellular component: trans-Golgi network. The transcript is spliced from 4 exons. Gene Ontology annotation, molecular function: GTP binding; GTPase activity. Lineage: Eukaryota; Metazoa; Chordata; Actinopteri; Scombriformes; Scombridae. The record is from RefSeq and is a predicted model, not a curated record. The coding region runs from base 1 to 669 and encodes 222 amino acids.
AUGCAGACCCCGGGACCCGAACAUGACGAUUCUUUUGAUUUCCUGUUUAAGAUCAUCCUGAUUGGAGACUCUAAUGUAGGAAAAACCUGCGUGGUUCAGAAUUUUAAGUCAGGGUUUUUCUCAGAGAAACAGCAGAACACCAUUGGGGUGGAUUUCACUGUACGAACCUUGGAUAUUGAGGGGAAGAAAGUGAAGAUGCAGGUGUGGGACACAGCAGGACAGGAGAGGUUUCGUACCAUCACCCAGAGCUACUACCGCAGUGCUCAUGGCGCCAUGAUCACUUAUGACAUCACACGCCGCUCGACCUUUGACUCGGUGAGCGAGUGGAUCCGAGAGGUGGAGCUCUAUGGAGCAGCCAAUGUGGUGCUGGUUCUCAUAGGUAAUAAAUGUGACUUGGAGAAAGAGCGUGAGGUUCUAUUUGAGGAAUCCUGCAGUUUGGCAAAAGAGAGGGGUAUCCUAGCUGCUCUAGAAACAUCUGCAAAGGAGAGUCAGAAUGUACAAGAAGCCUUCAUGAUGAUGGCGAGGGAGCUGCUGUCUCGUAAUGGCCUUCAUGUCCAGCAGGGAGAUGUGGAGAGCGACGGCAGAACACCCAGAGUUCUCCUCAGGGCCAACUCUCGGCCAGUGAACGGCGCUGCUUACACAACACCAGAAAAGAAGUCGUGUUGUUGA